AGCUCCCAAUCCCAGAGGGGUGUGUUUUACAGCUCUCGGGCAUGCCUUAUGACUUCGGCUGUGACCCACAGAAGGACACCAGAGGAAAGCUACCUGAGUCAUUCACAGCUCCCUGGUCAGAGCUAGCCAUGACGAAGACUUGUACCUGCGUAUACCACUUCCUUGUUUUGAUCUGGUAUAUUUUUCUCAAUUAUUACAUCUCACAACAAGGAGAAGACCAGCGGAAAUCCAAAAUCUUUCUCGAUGGCGGACAGUGGAAGUACUUGACAUUCCUAAACCUGCUCUUGCAGGCCAUUUUCUACGGGGUCGCCUGCCUGGAAGAUGUGCUAAAAAGAAUUAAGGGGGAAAAAGACAUUAAGUUCAUGACCACCUUCAGAGACCUGCUUUUUACCACGCUGGCUUUUCCGAUCUCCACAUUUGUAUUUUUGUCAUUCUGGAUCCUCUUUCUCUAUGAUCGAGAGCUUGUUUACCCUAAGGCCCUAGAUGGUAUCUUUCCAGUAUGGUUGAAUCAUGCAAUGCACACAUCCAUAAUGCCCUUCACACUGGCUGAAGUCAUCAUCAGGCCGUAUUGCUAUCCACAGAAGAAGAAAGGUCUCACCUUGUUGGCUCUCGCUAGCCUUGCGUACAUCAGCAGGGUCCUAUGGAUCUACUCUGAGACGGGUACGUGGGUAUAUCCUGUGUUCGCCAAACUCAGCCCGGUGGGUCUAACAGCCUUCUUCUCUCUCAGCUACAUCUUUAGUGCCGGCAUCUAUCUACUUGGAGAGAAGUUCAACUACUGGAAAUGGGGUGACACGAUGCAGCCAAGGAAAAAGAGGAAGUGAUCACAGGCUGUUUUCCAAGAACAAAGGAGGAAGAAAACAUGAGAGUUUUCUUUUCUUUUCUUUUCUUUUCUUUUCUUUUCUUUUCUUUUCUUUUCUUUUCUUUUUUUUCUUUUCUUUUUUUCUGGCUGGGGAGGUGGUGGAGGCACAUAGGAAGGUAGAAAGGGUAGGCAAUGAUAUUUAAAUUUAAUAAGAGGGUUUAUGAAGGUAGCUUAAU
Molecule: messenger RNA, 1035 nt
Organism: Ailuropoda melanoleuca (giant panda)
Lineage: Eukaryota; Metazoa; Chordata; Mammalia; Carnivora; Ursidae
Gene: ADTRP
Product: androgen dependent TFPI regulating protein
Exons: 6
Coding region: 42-821 (259 amino acids)
Cellular component (GO): membrane; endomembrane system
Source: RefSeq, a predicted model, not a curated record